AUGGCCUACUAUUCUACCAAUAUCACCACCCGCUCUUCUAGCACUCCUCGGACUCCUCCACUGUUAUUCUUCUUCCCAACUGUUGUAGCCUUUCUUUUCCUUAUCUUCUGUUCCUCUGCUUAUGGAAGUAGAGUAGGGCUCUCCUCCUCUCAGUCAUCAAGUGAAGCUGAGGCUCUCCUCAAAUGGAAAGCCACGCUCCAUAACUACUCUAAUCAUGCUCUCCGUUCUUGGAAGCUUACAUCAUCGGCAAUCCCAUGCAAGUGGUUUGGUAUAACUUGUAACAAAGCCGGAAGUGUGGUUGAGAUUAGUCUUCCACAAGUGGAGCUGCAAGGUACGCUUGACAACUUCACCUUCUCUUCUCUUCCCAAUCUCCUCAGUCUUGAUCUCAGUGUUAAUGGACUCACAGGAGCCAUACCCAUGCAUAUUGGUUGCCUCUCCAAACUCACCCACCUCGAUCUCUCCAAUAAUAAUCUUUCCAGUGUUCUGCCUCCCUUGAAUAAUCUAAGCAGCUUGCGCUACUUACUCCUCUAUGGGAAUGAAAUCAGUGGCUCAAUUCCUUUAGAAAUAGGGAAUAUGAAAAAUCUGAUUGACUUGGAUCUAUCUCAAAACAAACUUAGCGGUCAAAUCCCUCAUUCUCUAGCCAAUUUAAGUAAUUUGGUUAGCUUGAUGCUCUAUCAAAACAGUCUCGUUGGUCCAAUCCCUCAUUCUCUGGCUAAUAUAAGUAAACUAGAGAAGCUCUGGGUGAAUGACAAUCAAUUAUCAGGUCCGGUACCUUUAGAAAUUGGAAAUAUGGAAAAUCUGAUUGACCUGGCAUUAUCUCAAAACAACCUCAGCGGUCAAAUUCCUCAUUCUCUAGCUAACUUAAGUAAACUAGUGUAUAUCCAUUUGUUUGAGAAUCAAUUUUCUGGUCAUGUACCUCAAGACUUUGGUAGGCACGCAUCCAUUGUAACAAUCCAAUUGGCUGACAACCUCUUAUCUGGAAUCUUACCACAACAAAUAUGCCAAGGACGAUUGCUUGAACGGUUCAACGUUGAGACCAAUAGUCUUCUGGGCCCUAUUCCAGACUUAAGAAAUUGCACAAGCUUAAGGAGAGUUCGACUAGAAAAGAACCUAUUAGUAGGAAAUAUAAGUGACAGUUUUGGUGUACAUCCACAUCUUUAUUACAUUGAUGUGAGUAAUAACCGAUUAUCUGGAGAGCUCUCAUCGAAUUGGGGAGAAUGUAAGAAUUUAUCAACGCUAAAGAUUUCUGGAAACAAUGUUGGUGGCAAGAUACCACCUGAGAUUGGUCAAUUAACUCGAUUGGGAAUUCUUGAGCUUUCUUUCAAUAAACUUGUUGGAGAGAUACCCAAGGAACUUGGUAGCUUAUCUGCUUUGCUCCAAUUGAAUUUAAAUGGCAACCAGAUUUCAGGGAAUAUACCAAUUGAAAUUAGCCAAUUAAUCAAUUUGGAGCUUCUUGACCUCUCAGCAAAUAGACUAACUGGAUCAAUUCCGGCUCAGCUUGGUCAAUGCAGCCAAUUGUUUUCAUUAAAUUUGAGCAGGAAUUCAUUGAAUGGAAGCAUUCCAUCUCAAAUUGGUGAUCUAGCAUCUCUACAAGCACAAUUGGACCUUAGUCAUAACUCAUUCAGUGGACAAAUACCACCAUAG
This is a messenger RNA of Macadamia integrifolia, 1644 nucleotides long. Its product is annotated as MDIS1-interacting receptor like kinase 2-like. Gene Ontology annotation, molecular function: protein binding. Gene Ontology annotation, biological process: hormone-mediated signaling pathway. Lineage: Eukaryota; Viridiplantae; Streptophyta; Magnoliopsida; Proteales; Proteaceae. Gene Ontology annotation, cellular component: plasma membrane. The record is from RefSeq and is a predicted model, not a curated record. The transcript has a single exon. Bases 1 to 1644 code for a protein of 547 amino acids.